GCAGGAAGAGGAGGAGGGUCGGAAAGAAUCAUGGCCGAGGAAGAAGAAGACAACCCGCAAGCUCGGCAAAACUUACAGGAGCUGGUUGACCAGCUGUACCAUUUCCGAGACCAUUACUUUGAGAGCCACAGUGUGGAGGAUGCUGGGAAAAAGCAGCAGGAUGUACGGGAAGAGAUGGAGAAGACACUGCAGGCGAUGGAAGCAAUAGAAGGCCUGCCCCAGGGACGAGCGCACACACUGAUGUUAAAGGGGAAGGCUCUGAACGUGUCUCCAGAUUAUAGUGCCCAAGCCGAAGAGCUGCUCUCCAAAGCGGUCAAGUUGGACCCAGAACUCGUUGAGGCCUGGAAUCAGUUAGGGGAAGUUUACUGGAAAAAGGGUGAUGUUUCCGCUGCUCAUACCUGCUUCUCUGGAGCCCUGAGCCAUUGCAAAAACAAGGUGUCCCUGCAGAAUCUCUCUAUGGUGCUACGGCAGCUGCGCACGAGCUCCACCGACGAGCAUGCCCGCAACGUCAUGGACAGUGUGCGGCAGGCCAAGCUGGCCGUGCAGAUGGACGUGCGUGAUGGCCGUUCUUGGUAUGUCCUGGGCAACGCCUACCUCUCCCUGUUCUUCAACUCAGGACAGAAUCCCAAGAUCUCCCAGCAGGCGCUGAGUGCCUAUUCUCAAGCAGAGAAGGUGGACCCUACUGCAUCGUGUAAUCCUGACCUGCAUCUCAAUCGAGCCACGCUCUAUAAAUACGAAGAAAACUACACGGCGGCUCUGGAGGGUUUUGCCCGGGCCGGAGCCCUCGACCCAGCUUGGCCAGAACCACGUCAACGGGAGCAGCAGCUGGUUGACUUCCUGGAGAGGCUCACUGGCCUCCUUGAAAACAAGGGAAAGGUCAAAGGGAAGAAGCUGCAAAGCAUGCUGAGAAGCCUGCGUCCCUCCCAGCUGGGUCCCUGUGGGGACGGCCGAUACCAGGGCCCCUCGGGUCAGAAGUUGGAGCUGGAACAGCGACCCCUGAGUACCCUGAGGGUGGGGGUUAACACAGGCACUGUGGUCCUGGGGAAAGUUCUGUUCAGCCUGACCACAGAGGAGAAAGUGCCUUUCACUUUUGGCUUGACAGACUCUGCCGAGGGCUCCUGUUUUGCCAUCACUGUUUACAACAUGGCCCAGAGCUGGGGGGUUCUAAUUGGGGACUCGGUGGCUAUUCCCGAGCCUCACCUUCAGCACUAUCACAUCCAGCACCAAGGCAAGAGUUUCACUUUCUCGAGCAUCCGCGUGGAGACCCCACUGCUGCUGGUGGUGAACGGCAAAGCGCAGGGAUCCCAGAGCCAAGCUGCUGCUACUGUGGCUUACCAGGCACAGAGUGAAUGA
This is a messenger RNA of Euleptes europaea (tarantolino), 1353 nucleotides long. RefSeq names its product tetratricopeptide repeat domain 5 (gene TTC5). Lineage: Eukaryota; Metazoa; Chordata; Lepidosauria; Squamata; Sphaerodactylidae. The transcript is spliced from 10 exons. The coding region runs from base 31 to 1353 and encodes 440 amino acids. Gene Ontology annotation, molecular function: protein binding. The record is from RefSeq and is a predicted model, not a curated record.